AAACUCAAACUCGUCAAAGUUGUUUUGUGAACUUUUCUGACAUGUAAAACUGUAAAUCAUUUAUUACACAAAAGAACGCGUAGUAUCGCAAUAAGUAUCUUAUAAUUUAGUUAGUAAUGUAUUAAAAUUAUCUUUAGUCAAUAUGGCAUUCUUAUGUCCAGUGAGAAUAAGACGGGGGAAGAAAAAGAAAUCAAGUAGUGGAGACUCAGACAAGGAUUUGUCCAGACCAGGCUCAGGGCUCAGCCCUGGCAUGGGGCGGAUCACUGGAUCAGCAAGUAUAGAGACCUUAGUGAGAGUCGGUAUAGAGAAGGAACAUGGUCUAAGUCCAGAUUCCAAAAUGGUGGUGCUGCAUGAUUUCGCACCCUGCGUGGAUGAUGAGUUAGAGGUAAAACGCGGUCAAAUUGUAAAUGUAUUAUAUCGAGAAAAUGAUUGGGUGUAUGUGAUAGUGGCAGAGUCACGGAGAGAGGGCUUCAUACCUCACUCGUACUGUGCCCCCUGCGAGCACCAUGACUUGAAGAAGAAACUACCGAGGAGCAGAUCACCAGCUGAUAUACAACACAGAGAUGUUUCACAAUUAUCAGUCUCAGACGGUGCAACAAAUGAUGGGCACUCGGAGCUGGGCAGCGAGGGUGAGGCCUGUCCGUUCAGCAAAGAUCCCUCGGGCAGAUAUGUGGUGCUCUACACUUUCACUGCCCGGGAUGAGAAUGAUGUGGAUGUUGAGAGAGGGGAGUUUGUUACAGUUUUGAACCGAGAAGACCCAGACUGGUACUGGAUCGUGCGAAGUGAUGGACAGGAAGGUUUUAUUCCUUCUGGAUUUGUGUAUCCUGCUGUGGUACAAGCGAACCAGCAAGACAACCCGCAGCCGCCCCAACAUUCUCCGCCGGCCAACCCCAACAGUACCGUGAUGUCCGCCGGCACUAACAACACGCACAACGAUGGCCGCUACCACGGCACGGAGCUAGUCAUGCUGUACGAUUAUAAGGCGCAGGCGCCGGACGACCUGUCGGUGAAGCGCGGCGAGUGGGUGUACGCGGACCUGACGCAGCAGACGGUGGAGGGCUGGCUGUGGGCGCACGCGCCCAAGUCGCGCCGCUCCGGGUUCAUCCCCACCGCCUACGCGCGCGCGCCGCACACCACCACGCUCUGACCCGCACCACAC
Messenger RNA from Cydia fagiglandana, 1159 nucleotides. RefSeq names its product SH3 domain-containing protein Dlish (gene Dlish). The coding region runs from base 143 to 1147 and encodes 334 amino acids. The record is from RefSeq and is a predicted model, not a curated record. Gene Ontology annotation, molecular function: protein binding. Lineage: Eukaryota; Metazoa; Arthropoda; Insecta; Lepidoptera; Tortricidae. The transcript has 7 exons.